CCGGCAGCGCCUGCAGUGACCGGCUGGUGUCUGUAAGCACCCGGGUAUCGAAAAACGUGGACACGAGAAGUCGUAAGAUCCGAAACGGUGCUUUCCCUUGAAAAGAUCGACUUCGAGAGGAUUUGCGGGCUACCCCUAUAUCGCUCACGCGGUUUUCCAUGUCAACGACACGCGCGCUCCUGCCAAGGCCAGCGUGCUACGCCCCGCACAGAGCAGCCUCCGUCAUCGUCGUCGUCGCUGCUGCCGCCGUCGUCGUCGUCAAGCGACUGAUCCACGUAAUCGUGCCCGUCGUCGACGGCCCGUCGUUGUCUGCGUCGCGUCGGUGGUCAGAUUUCUGUUCGUCGUGGUCAUCGUUUUGGUGGUUAGCUUCGAGGAAGGCCGGCGAGCAUCAAAGUUCGUCCACGGCUUUUGCCAGGCUGAGGAGAAGGAGACACGGCAGCGUCGGUCGUGCCAGCCUGAGAUGAGCGACCAUGGCUGCAUACACUUGAAUAAUUUCAAAGCAGCCAAGGGUAUCCAGCCGUACAAAGUGAUACACUCCUAUUUCGUGACCAGCACGUCGACCGAGGCACGCGUAAGAAAGGCUGUCAGCUGUUUGUGUCAUACUUGUAAAACAUACAAAGAUCGUCUUCACUCUUGUCUUCACUGUAUAUUCUUUGGCUGCUAUGUAAAGGGUCAUAUACAAGAACAUGCGAAGACAAAAAAGCAUUUUUUAGCUGUUGACCUGUCUUAUGGAAAUAUUUUGUGCUUCCAAUGUGGUGAUUACGUAUACGAUAGAGAAUUAUUGGCAGUUGCCAAAUCACAGUGGAGCGAAUCUGCAAAAUCAUUGAGCUUUGGAGAAUUUUAUCGAGCAUGGGAGCCCACACAAAUAGAGGCAGAUUUGUUGAGGAAACAUCCGCGCAGAAGACGCGUUAUAGAAAAUUCUACCAUAGGUUUAAGAGGACUCAUAAAUCUUGGAAGUACAUGUUUCAUGAACUGCAUUGUCCAGGCACUGAUCCACACACCGUUGUUAAGAGAUUAUUUCCUUGCUGACCGUCAUCACUGCCCACAACCGACUCGAUGCCUGGUCUGUGAAGUGUCCCACCUUUUUCAGGAAUUUUACUCCGGUAGCAAAGCACCGUUGACGCUACACAAGCUUCUUCAUUUGAUCUGGACGCACGCGAGACAUUUAGCAGGUUACGAACAGCAGGAUGCUCAUGAAUUCUUUAUAGCUACACUUGACGUUUUGCAUAGACACUGCGAGGCAGCGCCAAUUUUAGUAAAAGAUAAUCCACAUCAUUGUAAUUGUAUCAUCGAUCAGAUCUUUACCGGUGGUCUACAAAGCGACGUGGUUUGUCAGGCGUGCAACGGAGUGUCCACGACGAUAGAUCCGUUCUGGGAUAUAUCCUUGGAUCUUGGCCCAGCAGCUAGUGCGUCUGGUUCCGAUAGCUCUGGUCCUCCUACCUCAUUAUUAGAUUGUUUGGAAAGGUUCACGCGCGCCGAGCAUUUGGGAUCUAGCGCGAAAAUAAAGUGUAGCAAUUGUCAGACCUACCAAGAGAGUACCAAACAAUUGACGAUGAAGCAGCUACCAAUUGUGGCCAGUUUUCAUUUAAAACGAUUCGAACACUCUAGCAUUCAGGACAAGAAGAUCUCUACGUUCAUCUCGUUUCCAGAACAAUUAGACAUGACACCUUUUAUGUCACAUAGGCGAAACGGUAACAACAAUAGCGCAAUGAUGGACGGGCUGUCAAAGAAUGGAGAAGAAAUGGCAUUCAGCGAUAAUAGGUAUUCUCUGUUUGCGGUGAUAAAUCAUGAAGGUUCUUUGGAGACUGGACACUACACUGCCUUCAUACGGCAGCAAAGAGAUCAGUGGUUUAAAUGUGACGACCAUUUGAUCACGAGAGCAAGAUUAAAAGAUGUCUUGACUAGCGAAGGGUAUCUUCUUUUUUAUCAUAAACAAAUUUUGGAGUACGGUCGAAAUACCAAGGUGUAAACUUUAGAUUGUAUAAUUAAUUUAUUUAUCACGACGUAUCAUGGGCGGUAGACUUAAGUUUUCUUUAGUAUCUUUAAGAAAAAAAAAAAAGAAAGAAAAA
This is a messenger RNA of Osmia lignaria (orchard mason bee), 2069 nucleotides long. RefSeq names its product ubiquitin carboxyl-terminal hydrolase nonstop (gene not). NCBI's taxonomy places the organism in Eukaryota, Metazoa, Arthropoda, Insecta, Hymenoptera, Megachilidae. Gene Ontology annotation, molecular function: cysteine-type deubiquitinase activity; zinc ion binding. Gene Ontology annotation, biological process: protein deubiquitination. The record is from RefSeq and is a predicted model, not a curated record.